AUGACCCCACCGAAGGCCCCACAUUUCGGUGGAUUGUGGGAGGCUGCCGUUAAGGUAGCGAAAAAACAUUUGUAUCGUCAGCUCGGCAAUGCAAAACUCUGCUUCGAGGACCUAUCAACCGUGCUGACCCAGAUUGAGAGUGCAAUGAAUUCACGUCCAUUGACACCGCUAACGGAGGAUCCCAAUGACUUGGCAGUCCUCACGUCAGCCAGUUUCCUUAUCGAAACAACGUUUCCUGCACUUCCCGAUACCGAUGUCAGCCACAUUCCGAUUAGCCGAUUGGAUCAUUACCAUGCCCUAAAGCACCGAGUUCAACAGUUCUGGCACCAGUGGAAGGCCGAAUAUUUGCAGGAACUACAGAAGGAGAACAAAACAGCCUGGUAG
Messenger RNA from Armigeres subalbatus, 384 nucleotides. RefSeq lists its product as uncharacterized. Lineage: Eukaryota; Metazoa; Arthropoda; Insecta; Diptera; Culicidae. Gene Ontology annotation, molecular function: nucleic acid binding. The coding region runs from base 1 to 384 and encodes 127 amino acids. The transcript has a single exon. The record is from RefSeq and is a predicted model, not a curated record.